GUGCAGUUACAGAGAAAAUACAGAGUCUGCUUCCUACGAGUGUAAAUAAACUUUAGAAAGAAGCGAAGAAAUUCGAGAAAAAAAGUUAUAAGGCUUCAACAACUGACGAUUCGCCAAGAUUUCCCUUAUCAAAUAUUUUCUAUUUUUGAUAGAUAAGUUUUAAAGACGUAUCUUCGGUGCGUUUGAUUGCGAGUUGUGAAGAAUACGGCGCUGGUGUCUGAGAUUCAUUCAUUGGGCCGCUGCCAUCCCGGGCUGGUGAACCCGUUUCAUCUCGAUCGUGAAAUCGAAUAGACCCUACCCCGGUAUACAUGUAGAAAGGAUUGGAAAAUGCAUUGGAAGAUAAGACUGGAGAUGUAGUGUCUUAGCCUUUUGAUAUUUGUUUUGCCUUUUUACCUUUUGGACCAAUUUUCACCAUGUCGUAUAGACGCUAUUCCAGAGACUUAGGUAGUUCGCCGUCAUUUGACCGGGGAUAUGGCAGUAUAUCCAGCGGAAGAAGUCAUGGAUCUACUUAUGAUAACAUGGGAACAAGUAAAGGUUAUAGUCCAACCAGUAAAUAUGGAGCUGGAAGUAGCAACUAUCUAAGUCCAUCGUACGGGUCUUCAUCCAAAAACUACUCCUCAUCAAAUUACCAGCCAUCUAAUCGAUAUUCAUACGGUGGAUCUAGUCCAUACAGUAGCAGCAAUAAAUUUUCAUCAUACGGCGGAGGAAGUAGCGGGCUGUACAGUCCUGUGAAGGACAGAAUUCAGCGUUUCUCAACAGGAGAAAACCGCUCCUCAAGACAAGACAUGUAUUCACCUCUCAGUAGCAAUCGUGCCCCUUCGGUAGGAAGGGACGUUUCAUACGGAUAUGAUAAGCAUUCCGCCAGAAGUGCAAGCUCAGAUCCAUAUGCUAAUAGGUCUGGCUAUCUCUCAGACUAUGGAGGAAGCACAAGAUCUUUUGGAUCGUACGACAACUCUUCAUUACGUUCAGGACGGAGUUAUGGAGGGGCCAGCAGAGAAAGUUCUCCCGUGAGUAACAGGUCGUCGAGGUAUGAGUACAGUGGUAGUGCCUCGCCGUCUUAUUCUACGUACACUUCUGAAGCUUCACCGCCUGUGUCAAGAAAAUAUGAAAGACAACAGGCAAGACCAUCUGAGACUGAAUACGAUCCAUACGAGCGCCGACGCUCGCGUGAUUAUGGUAUUCCCCCUCCACCUCGUAAAGAAAUGAUUUCUUCCGAAAGUGAUACAGACGACAGUGCGCCAGAAGCUGAAAAAGAUGGUGUUAAAGGACGAUAUCUUAUUUCCCGCGGGACAUCGCCGAUUCCAGAAGGUGGAACUCGACGCGAAAUCAAACAGUAUAAACGUGGGAAAUCAAACAGUAUCGCAAAGACCAAACGCAUUCGACCUUUAAGUCGUGAACUUAGACGAGAUGGUCGUUAUAGGGGUCGACCAUCAACAAAUGUGGUGGACUGUUCCACUCAAACCCUCGAGCCCCCAUCUCCAAGACGGAGUCGCCGCGGUUCUAUGGGUAGUAACGCUGGAAGUGGCGGAGUGGAUAUGCGCGAAAAGGCAGCUCUUGCAGCUUUAGCUAUGAUGGAAGAUGGAGGAGGAGGAACAGGAGCCGGUGAAGCAUUCUACAAGUACAGAGACAAGUUUUCGAAUCCCAUGCCACCUGGUUAUAACGAUGACGGCAACAAAUCAAAAAGGUACGGCUAUCGCGAUAGUGAACCUGCAGUUGCAGACGUACCGGGAGAAAAGUCUUGGAGAAAGGCAGUUUAUGGUGAUGUCGAAACUCCAAAAUCUUCCGUGGCUGAUUCGGAAGAUGAAGGCCCAGUUCGCAGAAGAAGAAGAGCUCCAAGAACGAGCACUCCUAAAUCACCAAACGAAAUCGACAUGGAAGACGCACGAAGUUCUCGCUACAGACAAAAAGAUAUAGAUAGAGACCCGAGACCGGAUUAUCAUCGCUCAUCUUCAAGAGAUAGUAUUCUUGAUGAAACACCCAGACGAAAACGACAUAGUAGUCGAGAGCUGCUAGAUGACCCAGUGGAGCCUGCAAUUAUUGUUCAUUCUCCUGUAGACCCACAACCUCCAGUGCAACGUCGUAGACGACACGGAAGUAGGGAGCUACUGGAUGAUCCAGUUGAUGCAGACGCUCCUUUAACACCAGAAAAUCUUUCUCUCCGUGACAGUAUUGAAAAGGUUCAGCAAUGGAAACAACAACUUCCUUUGCAAGAUCCUUUCUCUGGUGAAGUCAAUCCUGCCCCAAGUGGUCCAGUUCGAAAAUUAGAAGCUGGUUUCCCGAGAAGUGAUUCGGGUGAGUACUUCUCCGCGCAUGAUUAUCCUCCCUCAAAAUCCUCUAAACACUCUGAAAGGGACCUUUCAAGUCGCGAUGUGUCACCUGAUCGAAUGCGCGGUAGGCGUUCAAUGCGUGAACCGUCACCAACGCGUGAUGAAUCCCCGCCGUCUAGAAGGGGCAGGCGUGGAAGACUGCGAAGUGACCGGGAUGAUAAUGUAUUCGCAAAUGACAGUGGACAGGACUACAGGAUACCAAACAAAAGCUAUCGAAAAUCAAACUUGAAUAGAUCGCUUGAUUUGGAUGACGAUGCCGAUGGAGAUUCUAACUUAAGAGCCACAAGAAGCGAUUCAAGGGGUUUGAAUCCGCCUGCCCAAGGUAAUCGAAAAUCGGGCAGUUCUUCCGAUGCAUUUUCCAGAGAUGAUUCUCCUAAUCGUCGCCACUCUCGACAGUCAUCUUACGAGAGUCGACGAAUAAGAAGAGAAGGUUCGAGAGAAGACGCCCUGGAUGACAGAAAGCAACGUCGGGAUGGACACCAGAGUGAUCGUGGUCAGCACAGUGAUAGUUCCCAUUAUGGGUUCAAUCGCGAAGACUCGCCUAAUAGGUUUCAAUUUGUUAACAGGCGACAAAAAAGUAGACAUAAUUCACGUGAAGACAAUCUGGACGACCGGAAGCCUUACAGUAGACAGGGCUCUCACGACAACGUCUUAGAUGACCGGGGAACGGCGUAUAAUCGACCUAAGAGUCUAGGUGUGUCUAAUGAAAGCCUGGCUCAUAUGAGCAAUUCAUCGUCCAUCCCUUCUAUGAACUCAGUAGUACCAGAUGAUGGAAAUCUACGCAAAACAACUUCGACCUCCUCGGUCAUGUCCAACGAAACAAGAGCAACCCCUUCACCAAGGUCACCCAAUAAUUCAGGUAUGCAGAAAGGUAUGAAAAACGAUUCAGGGUUACCUGACCUUGUGUCGGGUUCUAAUGAAGCAAAUAGUCAACAGUCAAGCCGAAAGCCACCACAGCAGGCAAAGCGAACGAAAAGUGGUUUUAUUGGAACAAAUAUGGAUAUUGACAAUUUGUUAAACUCUGACGAUGAAGACUCAAAACUGGGCAAAAAUGCUUAUAAAGCAGACGGUAAAAAUGUUAGGAAAUCCCAAAACCUGAUGGAUGCACCAGUUCCCGAUCAUCCACACCCUAUACAGCCUAAGUCGUCAGAGGAGAAACUCGUGGAUAUUGAAGAACCGAAAACUGUUCAGAACUUAGGGGCUCCCCCUCCUGGUUCUACAGAAUCCCCGAUGUCUCCCCAGAGAACUCGGGGCCUGCCGUCGGCAGCGGCCCAGCAAAUGGCCAACAUUCUAAAAAACAACAAAGGAUCGGUCACCAUCAACGACAUUCUGAAUCUCUGUUUCAAGCCGCCACAGCCGAAGGUCAUCCGGGUACCGGGAGUUACAAAUCCGGAGGAUGAGCUUCACUUCCGGGGAUUCUCGUCAGCCAAUCAGCUGCUGGAAUACCUAGGUGUUGAUACUCAGAAGCUUGAAGACUGUGCCCUACAAAUAUACAGAUAUCACAAUGGAACUCAGGGAGAUUAUGGUACAUAUUUGGACUUGGAAUCCACCAUAGAUGAACAACAAGAAGAGCUUGAGGGAUUCCAAGACCAAGGAAAAACCAUUUUGCGGAGGAAGAAUGCCUUGAUCUUGAGGACACAGCUGACGGUUCGAGUACAUGCUGUGAUAGAAAAACUUUUGAAUUCACAUGGGAGAGAGCUGAGGCGAGCAUUGUUUUCACUGAAACAGAUUUUCCAGGAUGACAAAGACUUGGUCCAUGAGUUUGUUAACAAUGAUGGCUUGGACUGCCUCAUUAAAGUCGGAUCGGAGGCAGAUCAGAACUACCAGAAUUAUAUACUCAGAGCUCUGGGACAAGUGAUGCUGUAUGUGGAUGGUAUGAAUGGAGUCAUACACCACACCGCUACAAUACAAUGGCUCUACUCCCUCCUAGCAUCCAAGUUUCGUCUGGUUGUGAAGACAUCAUUGAAGUUGUUACUUGUGUUCGUGGAGUAUACAGAGUCCAAUACAGAAAUCCUCGUAGCUGCGGUCAAAGCAGUGGACUCAAAAAGAGGGGUUAAGCCUUGGUCCAAUAUCAUGGGGAUUUUGGAUGAAAAGGAAGGAGGAGACACUGAACUUUUGACGUAUGCCAUGACCCUUGUCAACAAGGUUCUGAAUGCCAUCCCAGACCAAGACACCUUUUAUGAUGUAACUGACGCUUUAGAGGAGCUUGGUAUGGAGAGGGUGACUCAGAGACACAUGAACAGAAACGGGGCUGACCUUGACCUUCUGUCUCAAUUCCAGAUUUAUGAGGCUGCUUUGAAAGCAGAGGAUGGUGAAGAGGAUGGAGAUCAAACACAAGUAGAAAAUCUCAGGAGAACACCAAGAAUUAAAGCAGAGGGAGAAAUGGGUAGAAAGAGUCGGCGAUAUUCUCUAGGAACAGGUCCCAACAAACUCCAUAAAUCCAAGAGUGUCCCAGAUCUCCACCCUGCUGAGGAAUACAAGAUCAGAAAGGAAAAACAAAAAGAGCGAUGUCAGCUGGUUCCAGAAGAACAUGAACAACACGAUCAGCUUCCAGAUCAACAGAUGAGAAUGAAGAAGUUUGAGGAGUUACAACAGAACUUAGAAGAAGAAGACCGACCCCCAGACAAACCCCUCUCCCCGCCGCAGUCUCCGAUGAACGGGGAGAUGCUUGGGGAGCAUGUGACCCCCGAGUCCAAGUGUCGCCAGUCCUCUUACCCAGCCUUUGAAGUCAACACGUAUGCUCCAAGGAGUCGGCAACAGCGUAGAGAACGACAGCGCUCAUUUCUUAAGGAACAGGAAAUGGAGCGAGCACGGCAACAUGUCUCUGAUCGUUACCAUGACAUUGACCGUGCUUCGGUGGCCAGCACAUCCAGCACGGGGUCAUGUGAUAGUAACUCACACCCUGUGGAGAUUGAGUCUAAAUACUCAUCACUGAGCUCGCUCAGUGACGUAGAAACAAAUGAUCACUCGAGGGUUCAUGAGAAAAGAAGAGGGCAACCGAAGCUGUUACUGCAGCCUCAGAAACCAGAGGACACCAUCUCUAAAGAAUCAGGAUACAACAGCAAUGAUGAGGCUUCUCACAGUCAACAGAACAACCUGGAAACCAGGAACAACGACAUCAACGACCAACUCAACCAGAAUCAGAACGGGCAGAGCCAGGAGAGUGAACUCCCACCACAGGACAUGUCGAGUAACAGUAGGUGGUUGAUGUACAUGCAGAAACAGAAAGAAAAAGAGCACGAGGAGGAGGUGGAUGAGGUCCCAGAACCAGGGGUCCUCAAACGCCACCCCUCCCUCAGGGGGGACACCAGCCUCACUCAGAGGAAAGAGACCCUGGAGCAAGGACUCAAAGGAACCUCCCUCAUGCCUCCAAAAGUUGUGGAGGGCUUUGAGGAAAAGGACAAUAAACUCAAAGAUCAUAUAGACAAAUUCUCUAGUGGCCCAGGUGUGAUUGAAUCCAAAGAAAAGCAAGCACCUGUCGGGGAUAAAUCAGGGUUAAUUAGUCGUGCCAAAGAAGGACUUCAGCAGCAGAUAACUGUGAAAAAGCCUGAGCCUGUUCAGCCUGUGGAAGUGAAGAAGACAGAGAGUGAUGUUCAGUGGGAUAAGUUAUUGCAAAAAUUACACAGACCUUUGAAAAUCAAAGAUCUUGAUUUUACUGAUCUCAAAGACUCUGAGGAUGAGGAUGUGUUUGCUCCUCCAAAGUUUGAUCCAUCUUUGGGACCUCCACCACCUCCUGGAAUACCAGGAAUGAUCCCUCCUCCUCCACCACCUCCACCCUUUGGAGGUCCCCCUCCACCGCCUCCUCCACCUUUUGGAGGUCCCCCUCCCCCUCCCCCUCCACCAUUUGGAGGUCCUCCCAAGCCCGACACAUCAAAGGUAAACCUACCUCCACCACCUGGGGCAAAUUUGAAGAAAGUGAAAAAGACAAUAAAACUCCACUGGAAAACUGUUCAACCAGAAGCACCCCACCCUUCCACCAAAGGGGAAACAAUCUGGAAAGAUGUUAUAAAUGUAAAAGUGGACCCAGAUAAGCUGGAGCACCUGUUUGAGACCAGGAGUAGUGAGAUCAACAAAAAGCGUCAGGAAACAACAGGAAAGAAAGAAAUAACGGUGCUAGAUGCAAAGCGAUCCAAUGCAAUAAACAUCGGAUUAACAGUGCUCCCUCCCCCUAGGACGAUCAAGGCGGCCAUCUUAAAGAUGGAUAAUGCCAUUAUGAACAGAGAAGGCAUUGAGAAAAUUUUGACUGGCAUGAUUCCCACAGCAGAGGAGAAAACAAAUAUUCUGGAGGCCCAGAUGGCUAACCCAGAUAUUCCCCUUGGAACUGCUGAGCAGUUUCUGUUGACUCUGUCUUCCAUCAGCGAGUUGCAUGCUCGACUCUCUCUUUGGCUCUUCAAGCUGGACUACGAAACAAUAGAAUCUGAAAUUUCAGAGCCACUCUGUGAUUUGAAGAAAGGCGUUGACGAGCUGAAAAAGAACAAAACUUUUAAAUGUAUUCUGUCUGUGAUAUUAACGAUAGGAAACUUCCUAAAUGGUGCUCAAGCCAGGGGAUUCAGUAUUGAGUACUUGGCAAAAAUUCCUGAAGUCAAAGAUACAGUACACAAACACUCAUUACUCCAUCAUUUGUGUGCCAUCAUCAUCGAACAGUUCCCGGACACAACGGACCUGUACUCCGAGAUCGGAGCCCUGGCUCGCUGUUCUAGAGUGGAUUGGGAGGAGUUGGAACACAAACUGGGAAAGUUGGAGAGAGACUGUAAGAGUUCUUGGGAUCACUUACGUGCAAUAGCUAAACAUGAGGGUGGAUCAACAUCCAAUCUCAAAUCCAAGUUAUCUGAGUUUCUGGCUGAUGCAGCACAGAGGAUAAUGAUUCUUGAAAUUGUGUUCAAACGAGUGAUCAAUCGUUACCAUAAACUGCUCCUAUACAUGGGUAUUCCUCUACAUUUUGCUAAGGACAUGAAAGUGAACUCUUUCUGUAAAAUUGUGAGUGAAUUUGCUCUGGAAUACAGAACAACACGAGAAAAAGUGAUGCAGCAGCUGGCCAAGAAAGCCAACCAGAGAGAGAGAAAGAAGACCAGAGGAAAGAUGAUUGUGGAUACUGCCAACUUUUCACGAAGUCGGUCAAAAGAUGACGGGAACAUGAGUGAGGACCAGGCCAAUCUACACAAGCUUCUGUCCAAUGGGUACACGAGCUGUGAUGAACGGGGCCUCAAGGGUCGAGGUCGAAGAUCUGUAGGACCACUUGAAUCCAAGUUUUCAUCAUCGAGGGGUUGUGUAACGACGGACUCCGAGAUGUAUGAUACUGGAGAUGACGAGAUACUGGAAGCCUGUGUGAGGACGGCAACCGCCGCACCGACCCGAGCCCCCAGGGAAAGGAAGCGAGCCAGCAAACACCGAAAAUCUUGGUGGACUGAACAUUGCGAUGUGGAUACUGUGCGACGGACUUUGAAAAGUGGACUGAAUUCGGAUGAAAUCGACAUGGUGAAUUCUUUCUCGGAUGCUGUGUAGCAAUCUUGAUUUUCAGAAGCAAGAGCACAUAACUCCAGUUCAGCCAAUACAUGGGAAUUACGUCAACUUACACCACAUAUUAAAAACUAAUCUCAUUUCUUUAAAAUGAAAUUUGUACAAAAUAUCCAUUUUGGUCAAAGCUAGUGUUGGAUAGUAGAUUGUUAUACCAAUGUUUGAAUUGUUUUUCUUCAGACCAUCCUUGUAUCGACCAGUUUACUAAUCUAGUGUUCUGUAUAUUUAUAUUUAUGACUAUUGCAUCAUUGUAUUUCCUGUAUUUGAAUGCUGUUGGGUUAUUUAUACUGUGUGAAGGUUUUAUAGUCAGCAUCAACUGUCUCUGUAGACGGAGUUGUCCCGUUCAUUCAAGUCUUUCAGAUCUCUCAUUAUAGAAGUCCCUCAUCUUAUUCAAACUUUUAUCCUCAUCCUUAAUUUUCUCACAAUUUUAUAUUGGUUUUCAUAGAAAGAGAUUACAUCCCCCAUCACUUAAUGUGCUAUUUUUUUCCUUUUAUAAUUAUAGACACAGGGUAAAGGGAGGUUACUCUACUGACGAAUUACAUCUCAAUUUUUAUUUAACAUUUUGAACAAAGUGUGAUAUUAAAAAUUACCUUCACUGUUUUCUUUUUUUUAAUCAUUAAAAAGAGGUUAAAUCUCUCUGUUUGAACUGAACAAAAUCCGUAGGUCUUAUAAAAUCAGUCAAAUUGAUUAAGGAAAAAAAAAUUUUGGCUGGCGACAUUUUGAAGAAUAUUUUAAGCAUGAACAUAUACUCAAUCACAAUGUUGACCAACUGUAGGUUAUGUAAACUGUGAGGUACCAUGGUUUUUACAUUGUGAAUGAAUGUCUGUGAUAGAUUUUUAUUCAGUUGCAGGAAUCCUACAAGGUUAUCCUCUUUCGAUUAAACUCUUUAUUUGUCAAUUGUUUGUUAACUCUAUAUCUAUACUCAAACUGCUUGUUAAUGAAUCUCAGAGAUUUGGAUUUUUCUUUUCUUAAAUUUUAUGAUUUAUGAAUGUGAUACGUGUAUUUUGAUUAUUGACUGAUGGGCAAAAUACAUUUUAAUACCAUUGAAAGAAUAUUAAAUUUUCACCAUGGUGCAGAUUUUUUUGAAAAGUGUAUUUUAGAGAAUUGUAUGAAGAUCAGUGUAUUAAGUGAACAAAUUUAUUUAUUUCAGAUUUUAUGCUAUUUUGUUAUGUUGUUGAUUGUGUGUACAAGGGCAGGUGUGAAUUAUAAUCAGGUCAAGUACUUGUAUUUGCUAUUAAUGUAGUCAUCACUUAUUGAUGCAGUAUUAUUCAACAGAAAUCUAACAGUCUGAUUGUAACAACAGAUUUGUUAUGGUGCUUUCAAUGAUUUUUUGCAAUAAUUGAGAUAUAAAGCUUGGUUUAGAGAUUAUUCUGUGUAAUUAUAUAGUGUUUAGGUGUAAACAAUCUUUAGUUUUAACAUUUUAGCUGUUUGUUGUUAGGGGCAGUGGGCAAUAAUUGUCAUCAUCUGUCAAAAACUCAUCAGUGUUGCCAGAGAAACUAGUCAGUCAUUUUUGUAAUCUGACCUUUCAUUUGACCCCAUUCACCAGGAUGUCACAUUUGGGAGUGUCUCAGUUUGAUAUAUACACACAUUUUUUUAUUCAACAUCACAGACAAUUCCUGCCAUAUUUUAUGUAGACACAUUUUUCAAUAAAAGUAGGGUGAAAUCA
Messenger RNA from Magallana angulata, 9507 nucleotides. Its product is annotated as FH1/FH2 domain-containing protein 3-like. The transcript is spliced from 29 exons. The record is from RefSeq and is a predicted model, not a curated record. Gene Ontology annotation, cellular component: cytoskeleton; cytoplasm. Gene Ontology annotation, biological process: cortical actin cytoskeleton organization; actin filament network formation. Gene Ontology annotation, molecular function: actin filament binding. NCBI's taxonomy places the organism in Eukaryota, Metazoa, Mollusca, Bivalvia, Ostreida, Ostreidae. The coding region runs from base 414 to 7829 and encodes 2471 amino acids.